Messenger RNA from Trichobilharzia regenti, 1558 nucleotides. The record is from the annotation of a GenBank genome assembly. Lineage: Eukaryota; Metazoa; Platyhelminthes; Trematoda; Strigeidida; Schistosomatidae.
AUUCAAUGCAGAAUCCGCGUGUUACGAUAGCAACGUUACAUACCAAAAUCUGUUUCGUAGGCGUGUUUUCUGUUUCAUGGUUUUCUUUGUUUCCUAAUUGGUUCUUCACGUUUUUUGCGCCUAAUGUUGUAGUAGGUUUUUGAUCCGGAAACUAUUUAUCCCUGCAAACAUGUCGAAAGGAUUGAAGUUAAAGUAACAUAGCCGGAGUUAAGGUCUUCCCUGGAAGGUUUUUGCAUGCAAACGACAGUGAAGAAUAAACACCAAAAUGAAAUCAACUGAACACGGCUAGGCAGUACACAUGGAUGUUUUUAAUAAUCUUCGUUGCAAGUUUCACUUUGAUGUUUUAACGUCUAUAAUACAACUACUAGUCUUCCUGGGCACUACUAUUCAUACACUUGAGUGAAAGGGUUAUUGUCAGCUAUAAUAACUAGACUAUAUUCAUCAUGAUUAUGAUUCUUUUUAAAGUCAAUCACAUUUCUGAAUUAAUAGAUCCUAUGAUUGGAACUCAUACAAAUUCUACUGGAGGAUUCUGGGUGCAUCUAAAAAAGGUAUUACAUAUCUCUAAUCGAUAAAAUGAUAUUGGAUAUUCAAAGUGAUAAGUCAAGUGUUGGACAAAGUGCCUUCAACAUCAUCAAGACAUUACUUCUCGAUGCUAGUGAACAGAAACGUAAAGUUACAAUUGGUUUAUCCGGUGGAAGUAUGCCCCAAUUGCUUGCACCGUUCAUAUGCUCACUUUCAACGUCUAUCCCUACGAUUAAUUGGAGUUUAGUGCACUUCUUCUAUUGUGAUGAACGAUUAGUCCCCCUGGACAGUGUAGAUUCAAAUCAUCAUAGUUAUCAGGAGCUGAUCUAUUCAAAAAUUAAUAUCCCUCAAUCAAAUAUACAUACUGUGAAUACAUCGUUAUCAUUAGAAGAGGCUGCUACCGAUUAUCAAAAACAAAUUUUGGCAUUCUUUGAUUCUGAGAAUGGUUAUCCUCGCUUUGAUUUACUCCUACUUGGUAUGGGUCCUGAUGGACAUACAUGUUCAUUAUUUCCUAAUCAUAAACUACUUUAUUAUGAAGACUUCGUCGUAGCGCCGAUAUCGGAUAGUCCUAAACCACCGCCUCAAAGAGUCACUUUGACUAUUCCUGUUAUUAAUAAGGCCGAAAAGGUGGUAUUUAUGGUCACAGGAUCAGAUAAAGCUCAAGCAAUAAAGGCUGUACAUCGAUCAAGUCAACCAGGUCCAUCUAUGCCGUGUUCACUGAUUCAUCCAGUUCAAGGGGAAUUGAUAUGGAUUUUAGAUAAAGCGGCUGCCAGUGAAUUAGACACAUGAAAUCAGUAAUAAUAAUAACUAUUAUUUUUACAUAUAUUUUCUUCACCUUACAUUUCCCUUUUCCCACUUUGUGUAAUAUAAUAAUUCUGGUUGUGUAUUUGUGUGCAGUGUUGCACGUAAAUUUUUCUGCUAUCUUCUAUUUUGUCGAUUGAUUAUGUAAUCAUCCCUUAGGUAUCUUGGAUUUGAUCUUUCCUACUAUACAUACGUAUGCUUUGUUUCACGUAUGAAAUAAAUUGGUUAAUUUAUU